AAAACCCUUUUGAGAGAAUUCACCACCAUCUUGUUUGUUUCCCUGUUGAUGAUUAUAUACAGGUAGACUGAAAUUAUUUUUAUUUUUAUUUAUUAUUUUCUUUUUUAUUUUCGUUGAAAGCUGUAAGUUAAGGAGGAAGAGGAGAGAAUCCUAUCGGAAUUGACAUAUGCUGGGUGGUGGAGAACCGGGCGGUGGCCAUGGUGCUGCGGCGGGGCCCAGCGGAGCUCAUGAAGACGGUGGCAGUGGACCAGUUGCUGCAGCAGCUAGUGCCAUGUUUGGCUCAACAAGCAAUAACAAUAAUUCCGGUGAGGAUGAUAAAGGUAGGGUUGACGACAGUGGCGGCGGAUUCGGAGGAAACCGGUGGCCGAGACAGGAGACCUUGGCUCUCUUGAAAAUUCGGUCCGAUAUGGACGUGGCCUUCCGUGACGCCACUGUCAAGGGUCCGUUGUGGGAAGAGGUUUCCAGGAAAUUAGCGGAGCUUGGUUAUAAUCGAAGUGCCAAGAAAUGCAAGGAGAAAUUCGAGAAUGUUUACAAGUACCACAAGAGAACCAAAGAAGGCCGCACCGGAAAACAAGAUGGGAAAACUUAUCGUUUCUUUGAUCAAUUAGAGGCUCUUGAAACUCAUCAUUCCAUCUCAUCUCCUGCUGCUGCAGCUGCUGCUCCUCCUCCACGGGCGGUCCCCACAACCAUGCCGCCGAAUCCACCUCCUCCUAGCCUCCACCAUGUCGCUGUUCCAUCAACAACAACUUCUUCUUUUCCACAAAACAUUGUGACCACCACCGCUUCGAUUCCAUCAUCAAACCCUACAAUUCAACUUCCGCUCCAGAUGGCGAACCCUAUAAUAAAUCAUCCUCAGCAAACAUUUUCUCAUAACAUUUCAUCAGCGGAUUUAAUGUCGAACUCAACCUCCUCGUCUACCUCGUCGGAUGUAGAGUUGGGAGGGCGGCAUAAGAGGAAGAGGAAAUGGAAGGAUUUCUUUGAGAGGCUGAUGAGGGAGGUAAUGCAGAAGCAGGAGGAUAUGCAGAAGAAAUUUCUGGAAGCCAUAGAGAAACGAGAGCACGAUAGAGUGGUGAGAGAAGAAGCUUGGAGGAUGCAAGAGAUGGCAAGAAUCAAUCAUGAGCGCGAGAUUUUAGCUCGAGAAAGAUCCUUAGCUGCAGCCAAAGACACAGCGGUUAUGACAGUCUUGCAGAAACUAUCUGAACAGCAAAAUCUAGGACAGCUGGUGCAAAACCACCCUCCACAGGCACCACCAGUAGUAGCAUCUCAGCAACCAGCUGUGGCUGCGCCUGCACCAGCUCCUCCACCGCAACCAACACCUACACCAGGACAAUCAUCACUUUCUAUUAAUGCCCCAGCACCACCACCACCUCCAACAGCGGUGACAAAUUUAGACCUAUCUAAUAUUGAUAAUGGGGGUCAGAAUUCCCCAGCACUGAGUUCAUCAAGAUGGCCUAAAGUUGAGAUUGAAGCGCUAAUCAAGCUACGGACUAGUCUUGAUGCUAAGUACCAGGAAAAUGGUCCCAAAGGUCCACUAUGGGAGGAGAUCUCUACCGGUAUGAAAAGGCUUGGUUACAAUCGGAACUCGAAAAGAUGCAAAGAGAAAUGGGAAAACAUCAACAAGUACUUCAAGAAGGUGAAGGAAAGCAACAAGAAAAGGCCAGAGGAUUCGAAAACUUGUCCCUACUUUCACCAACUUGAUGCUUUGUACCGCGAAAGGAACAAAGUAGACAAUUCUUCUAGUAGUCAGAUAAAGCCAGAAAAUUCAGUCCCAUUGAUGGUACGUCCAGAGCAGCAGUGGCCUCCUGCUCCUCCCUCUUCUGAGCCUGAAAACCGACAUGAUUCAGUUAUGGAAGAGAUAGAAAGCGAGCACGAAGAAGACAAGGAUGGCGAUGAUGAAGAGGAAGAUGAAGGAGGUGAGUACGAGAUAGUGGCGAGCAAACCAGUAUCAAUGGGGACCGGUGAGUGAGAUGAAUAAUGUCAUGUGAAAAAAGGCAAUUUUUUCAGGUACCGGAAAAAUGGUAAAUUUGGAGUUGGAGUUUCAAGUUGAAGUGCAUUUUAAAGGUAAUUAAGAACAUACAUUGGUGGGGGUUGUAGCAUAUAGGAUCAAUGGGGAUUAUAUGUUUAUUUUUAGAAUUUAUUUAUUUUUUGGCUAAAUAAAUAAGUUGAUCGUGAUAGAGAGGGUUGGUGUUUAAUUCAAGUCUCCACAUAACAAACCGGGAAAAAAAAAAAAAAAAAGACACUGUUGGUGUUUGAGUAUGUUUCAUGGUGGCUGUAAAUGUGAAAAAACGAGUUACUAGCAUUUUCCCUUUACUUUUUUCCUAAUUUCGGCUUUAUAAAAAUUAUAACUUUCU
This is a messenger RNA of Rubroshorea leprosula, 2351 nucleotides long. The record is from the annotation of a GenBank genome assembly. Lineage: Eukaryota; Viridiplantae; Streptophyta; Magnoliopsida; Malvales; Dipterocarpaceae.